Molecule: messenger RNA, 3217 nt
Organism: Puntigrus tetrazona (Sumatra barb)
Lineage: Eukaryota; Metazoa; Chordata; Actinopteri; Cypriniformes; Cyprinidae
Product: gastrula zinc finger protein XlCGF57.1-like
Exons: 3
Coding region: 241-1725 (494 amino acids)
Biological process (GO): negative regulation of transcription by RNA polymerase II; regulation of immune system process; regulation of cytokine production
Source: RefSeq, a predicted model, not a curated record
CGUUCACUGUUGAGUAGUGAUGAAGAAACCGAGCGCUGCUUUUUUUAAAAAUAUUAACUAUUGUGAUCGAAACUUGAUUUUUAGUCUCCCUUAAAAGUGUAAUGAGGGCAUUUACAAACCACCUGCAAGUACAUUCAAAGUGUAAUGAAUACCAGAUAUAAAACAAACAAGUGCUUGUCAUCUGUAAAUAUAUUUUAUUCAGGACAGAGCUACUGAGAUCCAUGUGACACCGUUAUAAAGAUGGAGUUUCUGAAAGUGGAGCUUGAAGACGCGUUCACGGUCGAGCCAGAAGAUACUGAGACCCAGCUGAAGAUGGUGUUCAUUAAAGAGGAGAGUACAGACGUGAAGAUCGAAGAAGCGUUCAUCAAGCAGGAGGAAGCCGAGGAACAAAUCAAGACCGCGUUCAUCAAAGAGGAGCGUGAAGAAACUUUCAGAGUCAAACUUGAAGAUGCUGAAGAACCAACAGACUCAACAGUGCUGAAAGAGGAGCAGGAAGAAACUGAAGAGAAAUAUCAGUAUGAGAACCCUCAUGAUUUCCUAGAAAAAUCAUUUAGUAGUUUACAGUCUGAAAAGAGUUCCACACAAAAAAGGGAUGGGAUUCGUUUCCCCUGCUUUCAGUGUGGAAAGAGUUUUAGUCGUAAGGCAACCCUCAAAAGCCACAUGAAAACUCACCCUGAAGAGAAUAUGUUCACCUGCACACACUGUGGAAAAAGUUUCGGCACAAAAUUGAAACUGAAAUACCACACGAAAGUUCACAACGGAAACAAACCCUUCACGUGCAAACAGUGUGGAAGGAGCUUCACUCAGAAAGGAAGCCUUAAGAAGCACAUGGCCAUUCACACUGGAAAGAGGCCUUACGCGUGCCCUCAGUGUGGAAAGAGCUUCAGUCAAAAGGGAGGCCUCAAGAAGCACAUCUCAACUCACACAGGGGAGAAGCCGUUCACAUGCCCUCGGUGCGGAAAGAGUUUCAGCCAAAAGGGAGGCCUUAAGAUCCACAUGAGGAUUCACACCGGAGAGAAGCCGUUCACAUGCCCUCAGUGCGGAAAGAGUUUUAGUCAAAAGGAAGGUCUUAAGAAGCACGUGACGAUUCACACCGGAGAGAAGCCUUACGCGUGCCCUCGGUGCGGAAAGAGCUUCAGUCAGCGAGGAAGCCUCGAGGGCCACAUGAGAGUUCACACCGGAGAGAAGCCGUUCACAUGCACUCACUGCUUGAAGAGUUUCAGUCACUCCGGAUCCCUUAGAUACCACAUCAUGAAAGUUUGCAAUAAAGAGAAGCCCGACAGAUCCCCCCAGUGUGGAAAGAGUUCCGGUCAAAGUGGAAAACACGGGGCGCUUCAAGCCGAGAACAAGCCUUUCACGUGCAAACAGUGUGGAAAGAGUUUCACUCAAAAAGGAAACCUCAACAAGCACGUGACCAUUCACACCGGAGAGAAGCCGUUCACGUGCAAACAGUGCGGAAAGGGAUUCACUCAAAAAGGAGGCCUUAAUAUGCACAUGAGGAUUCACACCGGGGAGAAACCUUUUACGUGCGAUCAGUGCGGGAAGAGUUACCCUCGAAAAGGAGGCCUCAAGAUACACAUGAGAACUCACACCGGGGAGAAGCCUUUCGCUUGCAAACAGUGUGGAAAGAGUUUCAGUCAGCGAGGCAGCCUUGACAUGCACAUUGAAAUUCACAACCGAGAGAAGCCUAAAGGAAAAACUGAAGAACGAACUGAACUGAAAUGACUUGUCUUUUUAAACUAAAUCGGGCUUCUGUAAAGCAGACUCUUUGGGGAGUUAGUUUUGAAUUCUAAACACCUUUGAGCUACCGAGGCGGUUAGUGUGGGUGUGUUCUGAAACUCCACCUUCUUUUGACGCGGGAUUUAUUUUUCCCUGUUUGUUUCAGGCAAAACGGCAACGUCUCCGAUUCAUUAUAUGCAUAGUGUGCUGCCACAGAUAUAUCUGCACCUGUAUGAUUGCUAACGAAAGCAGUUAGUUUCUACGAAGAAAUUACAACGGCGCUUGUGUCGAUGGCCCGCCGUAGAUUUGUAGUUAUGCAAAAAGCAACAGAAACAUCAGAUGCAAGUUUUCCAAAACGAUGGUAGCAAGUACCAAAUGCAUCCGUUUGAAAUAAAUACUGCUGCUGCUAGUGUUCUUCAUUCAAGGAGAAUUUAAAAGCCAUGUUUAGAUGAACGUAAACCCCGCCUCCAGCAGCGCCGGAGGGUCAGAAUGUUCGGAAACGGUAUUAUCGUCGCUCAGCCUUUCCAAGCGUCUUUUUGCCCUCAAACAAAGAACGAAACAACUUUUUUUGACGUAUAUCGAGGCCUUAACAGAUCCCCCUCAGUGUGAAGUUUCAGUAAACGAAUAUAAAACUGUUCCGGUUCUUGAUUCUGAUUGGCUGAGCCACAUUUUAAACCGCUCUACAAACAUACACCUCUUUGUUGUCCGUGUGUUGUUCGGCAACCACAACCCUUUCUGAAGAACUAAGUAUGUGGGAUAACUAUUUUAUAAAAGCAAUAUACCUUUCAAAUUACAUUAAAUGACAGAAUAUUAAGUGCAAGUAGCUGUGUAACGGACUCAGUCUGUAACGUGUAACAGUAGCUGUCUGUUACAUUCACAUAAUUAUCAACUUGGUUAGCAAAAGUAUUAUGUAUUAUGACACCUUAAAAUAAAGUGUUACCAAAAUUUGGAUGGUAGAUUACAAUCAUUUAAUUAUGGUUACAUGCACAGAAGAAAUCGGCCUCCUGCUGUAAAACUCAAUGACGAAAGCAAGGAUUUGGGAAUAAAUGCAAUGCAGUGUUGGUGUCUACUCUGAAAUGUGUCGCUAACAUUUGGUGAUGUUGUUAUCGAAGUUGAACAUUAGUACAAUCAAACUAAAUAUUUCUACCUUGUUUUGCCAGCGUUUUAUAAAACCAAAAAUAUUGUCAGAAAUGAAUGCGUGUUACUGGUUACAUCGCAGCUCAAAGUCUUUUUGCCUACAGAACUGAUCGCAGACCCAGCGCUUCUCUGAACGUGAACUCGUAUAUUCAGAUGUCCCUAUGAGUCCCAUCAUUAUUUGCUUUGCUGUACCCUACUGUAAGCAUAUUCUAAUUUAGCGGCCACUGUCUCUGUAAAGUUAACCAAUUUGUUUUAUUUGUUUUGUAUUUCUGCGCAACCCCUCAUGAUACCGACUUAACUGUUGAUUGUUCAUGUUUUAAAGUAGCCAUUUGCCCAGUUUUUAAAUAAACAUGAGUUACUA